GCUCAUAUUCAAAAGAUCCAUCUGGAUCUUUUCUGAGAUCCUGAUUUGAUCUUAUCAGAAUGAGCCAUUUCUCCUGUAGGCUCCUUCAACUAUACUGGGCUACUGGGUGGUGGUGGGUUGCUUGUAAAUUGAGCUCUCAUGAAUUAGGCUCCUUCUACUUUCCAUGAACAUUCUAGGAGCUGGGGUCACUAAAGUUGGGCAGUCCCCAAAUCCAGAACCUGGGCAGGUAUAGAGGUUUAAUGUCUUUAAUCACAGCACUUGAGAGUUAGAGGCAGGUAGAUCUCUAAGACCUGAUCCACACAGUGAGUUUCAGGCCAGUCAGGGUUCUAGAGAGACCCUGCCUUAAAAACCAGUCAGGGUUCUAGAGAGACCCUGCCUUAAAAACCAGUCGGGGUUAGAGAGACCCUGCCUUAAAAACAAAUAAGGAAGAAAAGGCCAUGCUCUAUGAAGACUCUGCUUCAUAGAGGAGCAGAGUCAGGAGCUCCAGGGUUUCCUGAAGGGUGAGGGGAGUCUGGGACUGAGAGGACACUGUAGGCCUCACGGCGUGUCACUGCAGGCCCUAUGCCUGUGUCUGUGGGAAUGCAGUUUUGUGUAUGUAUGUGAUUGUGAGGGGCAUGCCUAUAUUUAAAGGCUUUAAGUCGGGUUAUGUGUGUGAGAGAGACUGCCUGUCUGUGUGGGGACCUAGUUUGUGCCUGAAUAUGUGUUCUAGGGUGGGUCCUGUGUCCUCUGAGGGUACUUGAGCUAUGAAAAGAGAUUUGAGAGUUUUGUUGUUCAAUAUAAUAUCAAAGUGACUGGGGUGCGACUUGUAAUAGGUGUUGACACCUAUUACACUCCUCAUUCACUGACUGACAGUGCUACCUGAGACCCAGAGAGUGAGCUUCAGUCCCUUUGUCCAUAGGGUGGUUGAUGAUACCUGCCCUGCUUCUUUCCAAGGCCAGUGUAGCAGUCCAGGUAGAAACAGCAUGGGGCGAUGAGUUGGGGAGUGCAAAGGGCGGACAACAGGAGGAGGAAGAGAUGAGAAAGAGAAGAGAUCAUAUGGUUAGGAGGUGGGUCAGGAGAUCAAGAGGCAGGGCCCCAGGUGAGGCAGAGCCUGGACAGGGAGCUCCGGCAGCCCUGGAGAAAGCUGAAGGCCCGGAAGCCUCCGAACGCUCCUGGGAAGGCCAUCUGCCCCCCAGGAAGUCUAGGUCUCGCAGAGGAGCCUGCCUGGAGUCUGGGGUGAUAGCCCACUUCUUUUGUUCAGUAUGACUUGAAAUUUUUCUUUCUAAUUUAUAGACAUAAUCCCUGAUUGAGGCACACAGUCUAAUGAGAGAUGUAAGAGGAGAUAGUGGCUUAUUCCUCUAAUCCAAGAAGUGGGGAGGCCAAGGUAGGAGGACUCACAUGAAAUCAAGGUCAGCCUGGGCUAAAGAGUGAAACCCAUCUCAGCCCCACCCUCCAACAAAUAAGUAAAAGGAGAUGGAAGGAACAGGACUGGGAGAAAAGAGAGGAGCUAGGUUAGAGGUUCUCAAGUGUGUGUUGUGACCCCACAGGGGUCACACAGUCAGAUAUUUACAUUAUGAGUCAUAACAGUAGCAAAAUUAUGGUUAUGAAGUAGCAACAAAAUAACUUAUGGUUGGGCGGGGUCACCACAACAUGAGGAAGUGUACUAAAGGGUCGUAAUAUUAGGAAACUGGGGGACCUAAGGUCAUUCCCUGCCUUAGCGUGGGUGCUGCAGAUAAUGCAUCAUCUGUUCCUAUUACCUAACUCCUGUCCAUCCUGAAAAUCCCUUCCAAGGUGUCUCCUCCUCUAGAACACCUUGCCUAGCUUCUUUGAGUCAACUGGGCUCUCUUCUAAGUGCCUACUGUUCUCGGUGAGACUGCCUACAUUUCUUUCAUACCAUUUCCAUAUCUGUCUUCCUCAGCAGACUGGGCUCUCCGUGAGAACAGCACUGCACUGAGUCAGAAAGUGCUUGUCGAGUAAAUGGGCAGGACUUCUCAGCCUAGUGCUCUGGGAAAGGGAGAUAGUCUAAACAAAAUCCGAAAGACUUUACAGCUCAGAGGUUCAGCAGAGUAGGCUCUCAGCUCUGCCUGUCUUGCAGGCCCUCAGGCCAGCGGGACCAGUGACCUCAGUCCACCUGAUCCCCUCUACCUGACUCUUAGCAUACCAGUUAGGGAACUAACAUAGGUAGUUGCUGGCCCUAGGAAUACUUCACCCCCACUCCCUGAGGCUCUUCUGUUGGAUACAGUUGAAGCUUUUAUUUAUGCUUUGAGUUUCCUAUCCAGAAUAUCCCAGGAAGGGCCAACCCUAGGAAGAAAAUAAGUAAUGUAGCCUCAUACAUCCGCCAUUAAUGACAUCGCCUCUACUUAUACAUCCCAAGUAGCAGGAGCUCCCUUCAGGUAACCUGCUUUAAGGAGGUUUAGUAACUAACAAUGAGCACACUAUUCUUUAUAAUAAGCAUAGAUUUUUUUUCUUGCGGGGGGGGGGGGUUUGACACAGGGUUUCAUUAUAUAGUUCUGGCUGGCCUAGAACUUGUUCUGUAGAACAGGGUGGCCUCAAACUCACAGAGAUCCACCUGUCUCAGCCUCCCAAGUGCUGGGAUUAAAGGCGUGCACUACCAUGCCUGGCUGAUAGAUUUUCUUUUGAAUCCCUGCCCUGGCCUUGGUCCUGCAGAGAUGGAGAGCCCUAAGUCUGUCAGAGUAGUGUGGCACUAAUUUGCAGGCAACCUUCCGGGACAGCGUCUACAGGCUCCUUAAAACCCUAAACACGUCCUUGGGUCCUUGGACUCUGUCCAGUUGUUUACCUGUGUUAUCUUUGUUGGGCCCAGAUCUGGAUAAUUAGAUGCCAGCUGGCCUGGCAAUGCAGGCACAAGGAGUACUGUUCCUUCCUCUUCCUAGCAGACUUUGGUUGAUGCAGCCGAGCUACCGUUCGCGUUUCUGUACAGAUGCGGGCUGGACUCAGAGGCUUCCUACCUGGGCUUGUCUCGAGCUCUUUUGGACUUGACUCUAUUUUAUUCAUUCUUUGUGUGUGUAUACACGCAGGCACAUGUAUUCAUGCGUCCAUGCCCCAAGCACAUGUGUGCAGUCAGGGGACAACUUUGUGGAGUCUUUUAUUUCCUUCCGCCUUCACACGGGUUCCAGGUUCUGACUCGGUCGCCAGGCUGCAUGACAAAUGCUUUCAGCCUUCAGACAUCUCGCCAGCCCCUUGGUUCUCCUCACACAGGGUUAGUCAGCUCUCUUUGUGGGUCCAAAAACAUAUCCAGUCAUGUUCUCAUGAAAAAGAGGCAGCUUCUUCUUUCUCUUUUCCCUUUCUAGAAACCUGAUUGUCCCCUGGACACAGUGUUUACAAAGGUGUCCGCCCCCGUGCCUGGCGGAGAAGCUAGUGGGCUGCCCUUAGUCACUAUCACUUCUCACAGUUGCACAGUGUUCCGGGAUUUAUGAGGUGGCCUUGUUGAUUCUGAGAAGGCUGUGUGCCUGGGCAGGCAUGGAGAGCUUGGCUUUGUGGGCGGAGGGCAGGCCCUGAGGACCUGGGGGUGGGACCCUCUGGUCUGGAGCAGCUUCAGUCUGGCUAGAGCCUUCAGUCCUAUCCCAGGAUUCUUCGGCACCCAGUGUAAGUGUUUCUUGAUCUCCCUCCCAUUCCGGGACAUUCCUGAUGGAAAGCCACUCUGGUGGACUGGGGUCUGCUUCCUCCUUAAUGGGAGGACGUAUGGGUUCCAAAGAAAGAUUUGGGCCUAGGCCCUUUAAUUCAAAGCCAGACCUCUGCCUCAACUUGCCCCAAAAGGGAGCCCAGCUGGAGGAACCAUGGUGGUCAGAACUUUAGGGACUGUAGUCAGAGACGGUACUUCUCGGGCAGGAGGGAAGAAGGGGUGGGAAAGCCAGCUCCCUGGGUCUGUAUUUAACCUGGAUGGAGGCUGCCUGGGUUUGACUCAGUACACUGAGCUGAAGCUGAAGGGAGAAGGUUCUUAAGACCCUCACAUUCCUCCAAGUUUUGGAUUGGAUAAGCUUGUCCUCAUAGAGGGGAAAGGAAUGGAUAUUUGGGCCUCCACAGAAUCAGAGUGCUGCUGACCUGCGGCUUGGCUCAUUUAGAGCCUGGGGGUGGAAUGGUUGGUAAUUUGUAGAUCUACUGAAGUGAGUCGUAGGACAUUCUCAAUGUUCCUAGUUGAACAUGGGUGAGAAGGAGGAAUGUGAUCAGACAGGGUCAGUGGGAGGUCUGAGCCAAGGGUUCUUAAUUGAGAGCCUUAACUUCUAGGUAACAAGAGGCUUUAGUUCAGGCAUUUUGUCCUGGUAGUUCUGGGUCCUCGUCUCCCCUGCUUUGUGAUGGGAAUGCCAACUUUUCCACUUCGAUCCUUCUCCUCCGCUGCCGUGAGGAUGGUGACUGUGAAGUGAAGCCAUCACAGUUGCAAUAUUCAUGCCCUGAGACCCUUUAUUGUCUAGGCUCUUUAAAAGGGGGAACCAGGGCUGGAGAGACGGCUCAGAGGUUAAGGGCACUGGCUGCUCUUCCAGAGCUCCUGAGUUCAAUUUCCAUCAACCAUAUGGUGGCUCACAGCCAUCUAUAAUACGAUCUGUUGCCUUCUUCUGGCAUGCAGGUGUACGUGUAGACAUAACACUGUCUCUAUAAUAAAUAAAUAAAUCUUAAAAAAUAAACAAACAAACGUUACUGGGUUUAAAAAAAAAGGAUGGAACUAGAGUAUGAGCGUGCCAUGGUUCCUAAGAGCUGCCCUGCCUGUCUCUGCCAUACUUGUCCCAUCUCUCUCAUCUUCUAUCUUCUUUUUCUGCCCUUCCUUCCACUUAAGUUCUGGCUUUUCCUUGUACCAGCUCUGGAAAAGGCUUUCCUUUCCCAGGCCCACGUAUCCUACCAGGCCCCAAGUUGUGCCCCUUGCCUUGCUUGGACCACUCCUUACAGGAUGUUCUCUGCGCCCUUGGACCCUGAUGGGACCGUGUUCCGGCUCCGAUUCACAGCCUUUGUCUGGUGGGUCAUCACUUUCCCCCUGUUCGGCUUCUUCUUCUGCAUCAUCUGGUCUCUGGUGUUCCACUUUGAGUACACGGUGGCCACUGACUGCGGGGUGCCCAAUUACCUGCCAUCAGUGAGCUCUGCCAUUGGUGGGGAGGUUCCCCAGCGUUACGUGUGGCGCUUCUGCAUUGGCCUGCACUCGGCACCCCGCUUCUUGGCGGCCUUCGCCUAUUGGAACCACUACCUCAGCUGUGCAUCCCCAUGUCCGGGUUACCGCCUUCUCUGCCGCCUCAACUUCAGUCUCAACGUGGUGGAGAACCUGGCGCUGCUCGUGCUCACCUACGUCUCCUCCUCUGAGGACUUCACCAUCCACGAAAAUGCUUUCAUUGUCUUUAUUGCGGCGUCCCUCGGUUACAUGCUCCUCACCUGCGUUCUCUGGCGGCUGACCAAGAAGCACACAGAUCGCAAGUCCUACAGCUGGAAACAGCGGCUCUUCGUCAUCAACUUCAUCUCCUUCUUCUCGGCGUUGGCUGUCUACUUCCGGCACAACAUGUACUGUGAGGCUGGAGUCUACACCAUCUUUGCCAUCCUGGAAUACACUGUUGUCCUAACCAACAUGGCGUUCCACAUGACGGCCUGGUGGGACUUCGGGAACAAGGAGCUGCUGAUAACCUCUCAGCCUGAGGAGAAGAGGUUCUAAACCCUCUCAUGCUGGGAAGAGGCGGCCCACCGCCCAGAGACAAGACACUGCUCUGGCCUCCCUCUCUCCAUGUCCUCCUGGCCCUUCUCAAGCUGGGGACUGGGUGAGAAGAGCAGCAUGGGGUAUGACAAGGCUGACCCCAACACUUCUGACUUCUCCCCAGCCCUUGCAGAGAUCUUCAGGAAGCAUCACCGUUAACUGAAAGGUCCUAAAAACUGGGCUGGCAGGGAAGCUCCACCACUUGGUGCUAAAGUCCCGAGGUCCAUGACCGUUAUCUAGUUUUUGACCUUAUCUAGAGACUUCACUAGGGUUAGGAACCAGAGCGGUGGCUGCGAGCAGGAGCCCACAGCCGUUUUUCUCUAGGUCAUUCAUUUGACUGGUGUCUGGUGAUCUACUGUGCCCACCCAGAGUGGCGGCAGGAGAAUCCUGCCCAGGUGUUCUGGGUGUACCCCCUUCCCCAUCAGCCUCUUUGUGAUCCUGUGUAUGACCGGGAAGUAUGUUGUAUGAUCUCCAAGGGCUUUUGUCUUGGAGGUCAGCCAAUGGAAGUAGUGCUCUGUACUUGACAGGUAACUUGUCCCAGAAAAAGCAUCCAGCGUAGGCUGUGCUUUCCUUCCCACAUAGAGCCACUGGCUUUUUGACAUACUGGAGUAUGCCUGUAACUCCAGCACCUUGGAGGCUGAGAUGGGUGGACUGCUAAAGAUCCAUGCCAAUCUGGGUUACACAGGGAGCCCUGGUCUCAAAAGCGAAAUAGGAUUCCAGGCAUCUUAAAGAUGCCUUUAAUCCCAGCACAGCAGAGGCAGGCAAUUACCUGUGAGUUCCAGGCCAGCCAGGGCUAUAUAGCAAGACCUUGUCUCAGGAAAAAAAAAAUAAUCAAAGAGCCCUAAAAUCACAGACUUUUACGACCUUCCCCUCCUUUGACAAGAGGGAAGGGGGCAGAGGUAGAUUUCCCUACUCCAGAAUGGGUUCCUUGAUUUUCUUUCAUCUUCUCUACUGUCCCAGAUACCCAGCUUUUAUUUGUGUAUUUUAUUUCAAAGGACAAUAAAUUUUUUUUUCUUUGCCAACAGUC
Molecule: messenger RNA, 6689 nt
Organism: Psammomys obesus (fat sand rat)
Lineage: Eukaryota; Metazoa; Chordata; Mammalia; Rodentia; Muridae
Gene: Pgap2
Product: post-GPI attachment to proteins 2
Exons: 5
Coding region: 4649-5623 (324 amino acids)
Biological process (GO): GPI anchor biosynthetic process
Cellular component (GO): endoplasmic reticulum membrane; Golgi membrane
Source: RefSeq, a predicted model, not a curated record